Molecule: messenger RNA, 1968 nt
Organism: Rosa rugosa (rugosa rose)
Lineage: Eukaryota; Viridiplantae; Streptophyta; Magnoliopsida; Rosales; Rosaceae
Product: cell division control protein 6 homolog B-like
Exons: 16
Coding region: 38-1729 (563 amino acids)
Biological process (GO): cell division; DNA replication initiation; mitotic DNA replication checkpoint signaling
Cellular component (GO): nucleus
Molecular function (GO): DNA replication origin binding; ATP hydrolysis activity
Source: RefSeq, a predicted model, not a curated record
GUUUAAGCAAGCCUCUGAUUCCCGUCACAUCUUCACAAUGCCUUCCAUCGCCGACCUCAGCGUUGAACUUGAAUCCAACGCCGUCGGAUCUGCCGGAGUUUCUACUCCUCCGAAACGGAGGCUGAGAUCCAAUUCGUCGCCGAUGAAGCUGAGUCCGAUGAAAUGCAAGCGCAUUGGAGUUUCUUCCGUCGCGAAAUUACGCAACGUUGAGGUCGAAUCGGAGAGGAGCGUGGAGGAGGUAGUCGGAUCCGGCGGUGAUUUGACUCCUCAGAAGCGGAAGUUGAGGUCCGAUUCGUCGUCGCCGAUGAAGCCGAGACCUGUCUCGUCGCCGAUGAAGUGUAAAUCGGCUCGCCGGAACCUCAGUGCUUGCACCAGCACUCCUGCAAAUGGAAUUGAGAAGUAUUUCAGUCAGAAAAAGCCUCAAGCCUUUUGCAAACCACCGAUUGUUGCUAAGCCGAAUUGGAAUCCCAGAGAUAAGGAGCAGAUGAGGAUAGUGAAGGAGGCAUUGCACUUGUCAACGGUCCCCUCUACUGUUGCGUGCCGCGAUGUGGAGCAGAAGAGGGUUCUGGAGUUCUGCAAGUCAUGCAUAGAGCAAGAGAAGGCCGGGAGUUUAUAUGUAUGCGGGUGUCCUGGGACCGGAAAGUCCUUGUCCAUGGAGAAAGUGAAACAGCUUUUGGUGAAUUGGGCAGGAGAGGGUGGAUUUCAGGAACCGGAUGUGUUGGAAUUGAACUGUACAUCGCUAACAAAAACUUCUGAUAUUUUCGCUAAGAUACUUGGUAAAUACCAACCUCAAAAGAAAGCUAAUGGCACUACCUCCCUGCAACUUCUUCAGAAAUUAUAUUCUCAAAAGCCUCAGUCAGAUGGGACUAAGAUGAUGUUGAUAAUAGCUGAUGAGUUGGAUUACUUAAUCACUAAAGACCGGGUAGUGCUCCAUGACCUUUUCAUGCUCACAACAUACCCAUUCUCAAGAUGUAUACUUUUAGGAGUAGCAAAUGCAAUCGACUUAGCUGAUCGUUUUGUUCCAAAACUUCAGUCAUUAAAUUGUAAGCCUAUGGUUAUAACUUUUCGGGCAUACUCUAAGGAUCAGAUUCUCAAGAUUCUCCAAGAGAGGCUUAUGGCACUACCUUACACUGUUUUUCAACCACAUGCAUUGGAACUUUGUGCCAGAAAAGUUGCUGCUGCAUCUGGAGAUAUGAGGAAAGCUCUCUGUAUUUCCAGGAGUGCAAUUGAGAUGCUGGAAGCAGAGUUGAGAGAAUCUACUGACAAGUUAAAUUCAUCAACAGCAGAGAAUCCAUUCUCUGAGCAACAGACAGCUCCAGCUCUUGCUCUGGUGAAAAAACAGGAGAUUGAUAUUGUGAGAAUUGAUCACAUGGCCAUUGCUUUGUCAAAGACAUUCAAGUCACCAGUAGUGGAUACCAUACAAUGUCUUCCUCAACAUCAACAGAUUAUAAUGUGCUCUGCUGCAAAGCAUUUCCGUGGUGUGAAGAAAGAUACAACUAUAGGAGAGUUAAACAAAUCUUACAUAGACAUCUGCAAAGCAACACUAAUUCCCCCGGUUGGGAGUUUUGAAUUUUCAAGUAUGUGCAAAGUGCUAAAUGACCAGGGCCUCCUCAAACUCAGUGGCCAAUCCAGAGAUAUAAAAUCCAAGAGAGUGACAUUGAAUGUAGAUGAAGGGGACAUCACAUUUGCAUUGCAGGGAAUCCGGUUUUUUCGGACUUGUCUUGAGUAAUUAAUUAUGUUCAGCUUAGAGCUCAAUGCUCCCAAUUUUGACAUCAAGCCUUUAGAAAAGAUGACAGAAGAAUAACAAAGAAAAAUGUAGUAUAGGUUAUACACAGGAGAUUAAUCUUUGUGAUUGCUUGUAAUAGCUGUUGUAGUACAUUCUUUACAUUGAAAACCUGAUUAUUUGUUGUACACUUGUACCAAAUGAAGCAUAUGAAUUAUUGAUUAAUAAAGAUAGAUAUUGCAGCA